Molecule: messenger RNA, 846 nt
Organism: Podarcis lilfordi (Lilford's wall lizard)
Lineage: Eukaryota; Metazoa; Chordata; Lepidosauria; Squamata; Lacertidae
Source: the annotation of a GenBank genome assembly
AUGGCCUUGAGUGGAAACUGCAGGACUUACCUCCCUCCCAGAGAGCAAGCAACAGCUGCACAAUCCUACCCAGAGGUGAUAGAGCUGAAUGUGGGCGGCCAGGUUUAUUUCACUCGCCUCUCAACUUUAACAGGCAUUCCCCACACCCUGCUUUGGAAAAUGUUCACCUCCAAGAGAGAGUCGGCCAACGAUCUUGCAAAAGAUUCCAAGGGAAGGAUAUUCAUCGACAGAGAUGGCUUCCUGUUCCGCUACAUCUUGGACUAUCUCAGGGACAAGCAAGUGGUCCUGCCUGACCAUUUUCCAGAAAGAGGGAGGCUCAAAAGGGAAGCUGAGUACUUUCAGCUGCCAGACUUGGUCAAAAUUCUGAGUCCGGACGAGAUCAAGCAGAGCCCCGACGAUUAUUGCCAUAGUGAUUACGAGGAGGUUUCCCAAAGCAGUGACACGAGAAUAUGUGCCCCGUCGUCACUCAUGCCCUCGGAUCGAAAGUGGGGCUUCAUUACCAUUGGCUACCGGGGGUCGUGCACCAUGGGUCGGGAGACCCAAGCAGAUGCCAAGUUCAGGAGGGUCCCGCGGAUUUUGGUUUGCGGCAGGAUUGCUCUAGUCAAAGAAGUUUUUGGAGAAAGUUUGAAUGAGAGCAGGGACCCAGACCGGGCUCCCGACAGAUACACCUCCAGGUUCUACCUGAAGUUCAGGCACCUGGAAAGGGCUUUUGAUAUGUUGUCAGAAUGUGGAUUCCACAUGGUGGCCUGCAAUUCUUCAGUCACGGCUUCUUUUGUCAAUCAAUACACUGAUGACAAAGUUUGGUCCAGCUACACGGAAUACGUCUUUUAUCGUAAGUACAUCUGA